GUCGAUUAUUGGAUUAAAAUCCCACGAAAUUCUCAUUCGCCGCUAACGCUGCCGCGCUUCAUUUCUUCGGAUGUCGCUGAAGAAAAGGUGAGGAUGACACCGUGAUAGACCAUCGCCUAAAUUUUGGAUUACGCUGAAACACAAACUUUCAGUUUCCCAUUUUCAAUGUUGGGCUACUAUCAAACGGAAUCUAUGGCAAAUUCAGCGAUAUCGAUGCCUGGGCCGGGACCGGGGCCGGCACCGGGCGGCGGUAUGGAAACAACAAACUCAGUGAAAAGCCUGGUGUGCAGUCCGGACCUAACGAUAUUUGCUACAUCGAGAUGUAACGGCGUGGAGAGCACGGAUUCGGCUUGUCCAACAACGGCGGACUGCACCGGAAAGUACCAAUGUCUGGUUUGUCGAAAGAAUUUUGCACAGAAGAACGUGUAUCAAAGUCACUUGAGAUCUCACGGUAAGGAGGGCGAAGAUCCGUACCGCUGCAACGUCUGCGGCAAGACAUUCGCUGUGCCGGCGCGGUUGACGCGACACUUUCGCACCCAUACCGGCGAGAAGCCGUAUCAGUGCGAGUAUUGCAGCAAAUCAUUUUCGGUGAAGGAGAACCUCAGCGUGCACCGACGCAUCCACACAAAGGAACGGCCGUACAAAUGCGACGUGUGCGGCCGCGCGUUCGAACACAGUGGCAAACUGCAUCGUCACAUGCGUAUCCAUACCGGCGAACGACCGCACAAGUGCAGUGUAUGCGCCAAGACAUUUAUACAGAGCGGCCAGCUGGUGAUACACAUGCGCACGCACACUGGCGAGAAACCGUACGUGUGCGAGUCGUGCAAGAAGGGUUUCACCUGUUCGAAGCAAUUGAAAGUGCACACGCGCACCCAUACCGGCGAGAAGCCCUAUACCUGUGAGAUAUGCCGCAAGGCAUUCGGCUACAACCACGUGCUCAAGCUGCAUCAAGUCUCGCACUACGGUGAGAAGGUAUACAAGUGUACGAUCUGCAAUGAGACAUUCACCUCAAAAAAGACAAUGGAGCUGCACAUCAAGAAGCACCCGGAAUCGCCGACGUCUCUCACCUCGACCAUCACCGACAGCGGCAUCUCCUCGCCAUCAGCGCCGGUCGGCUCGCCGAUCGAGCCAGACAUUGAAAUCUCCCAGGGUAGCACUGGUGGCACGGUGGGCGGUAGCAGUCUCGGUUCAGCCGUUGUUCCGGCAAGUUCGGGUCUACUCGGUAUCGCUGCCGCUGCAACUGCCGACGACAAGGAGAAUCACAUGAAGACUGAAGAGGCCUAUCCGGAUUCGACAACGAGUCCUUAUGCCGUUCAACGCGACUUGGCGUAUUAUUUAUAUUCUGGUAACAGGGAACAGCAGUAUUCGCAGCCGGUGACAGCGCCGUCCGUCAAUCCGGCGGAAACCGUCCUUGGCAGCAUCGAGGAGCGUUUUCAGGCGAGCGUAGUCGUGAGCACACCGCUGGAACCGGCAACUCACCACCAUGUAUUCUUUUAUCCCGAACCGGCGUAUACCAGUUUUGGUUUAACUCCUAAUGGCGGCGAUCUUGACACCGCUGAUUGCUCGUCUUUACUUAAUUUACCAGGUAACGAUGCGCGUCGCAGAGUUGAGGCCGCGCUGGAAGCGGUCGAGGAGGAACGUCAAAGACAGGAGUACGAUGGUAUUGGAAUCGGCAAGAUUAAUCGGGAUCCGUUACUCACGCCGCCCAGCAGCAAUCCCGAGAGCCCAGCGUCAUCACCUGAUCUGGCGUUAGACUUGGCAAUUCCACCACGGGAAACGCUGAUUCUUCCGCCCAGAAAGCGCAGCAAGAUGAUACUCCAAUCCAUGGAGAGCGAGUACAGGAGCAACGGCCUAAUCGCGGCUUCGCAGAGGCAAAAUUCCGUCAUUCAAUUUGCGCGAGCUUCAUAGUGAAUCUGCUGAGGCUGAUGACAAAGCUUUGCGAAGACCACGUGACUCUGGAAACUAAAAGAAGGAAUCAUUCGGCAGGUCUAUCCGAUGGCAUUGAGAAACAAAAGUUGGAAUUCGACUUCUUCGGCUUCUAAGAUAUAAGUUGAAGAACAAAUCUUGAGGAGUUCUACUGAUUUUCUAAUGUCGAGUGAUAAUCGCAAAGCGCAUAAACAAACGAAUUUUUUAAUUUAGCGAUUGCAAUGAACGAAACAUAUUCGGGCAACACGGUGGCGAUUCCGUUGUUUCCGAAAAAUGGACCGAAAGGAGGAACUCGCGUUUCUCUUUAGCGAAUUCUAACGCAAAACGUAACGUGAGUGUAUUGCAGCUCGUUAGCAUCUUAUCUUUCCGUUCACAUGGUCAAAAGAGAGCUGAUCGCGUCAAGUUCGAAUUGACAGUAAUCGCGCUUGUUACUUAAUCGAUACUACUAAUUAAUGUGUAAUUCGUCAUGGACUAUAUGUAUUUUGCUAAUAGCUUACGGGCAACAAUACGUUUGCAACUACCUUCUCAAUCUUGUUCGACAGUCUCUCAGCCUUUGAGGCUUGUAACGUAUAUGUCGGAAUAUAUGAGAGACAAAAAAGAGUGGAUAUUCUUUGAUCGGGAAAAUCGCAUCGAUCGCAAGCGUGCUCGGUGAAGUAACUGCGCGAACGUAAUUAUUAUAUAUGUGCUCGAUAUUAAAACAAUAUAAGUUUAUAAAAAUUUAAUUUUUUGGAAAACUAAAAUAAUUAAAAAAAAAAAAUUUAUUAAUUAGAGAAAGAAUGAAAAAGUUCUCUUUUUUGAGAAUCAGAAAAAUUAAGCAUAUUUAUUUUUUCUUCUUAAAAGCUCAUUAUAUUUUAUGUUUUGUUUAAGUUAUAUAUUUAUAUCUUUUAAUUUUUAAUUAAUUUAUACGUUAUUUAUAUAUUUUAAAUGCGUGGCAAUUUUUUUUAAUUACAUUGUUUUAACAUUGAUUUAUAUGUAAAAGCUAAAUAUCAUAGGUAUUAAAGGAAGAAAAAGAGAGUUUUAAUAUUUUAUUUAAACAAGAAAGAAUUUGCCAUUGACUAUGCAAACAUUAAAAAAUGCAGGCCAUGCAUAUUAUAAAAUAGAGAUAAUUAUAGAAAAAAAAUGUAGUGAUACCUAUAGCAUUUAGCUAUUUUAAACUGACUUUAUAUACGGCAGCUAUUGCCAGCAAUAUAGCGCUCAGUGAUCAAUGUACAAAGUAAUUAAAAGUACAUUUAUAUAGAUGCCAAUGUUUUGAAAUACAAAUAUAUUACUAGCUACACAACUGCCGAAUGUUACGGUCAAUAAGUGACUACUAUUACGUAAUUACCGACCAAUAUAAUAUACGAGGGAGUUGGCCGUUAACGUUCGCUCGUUGAGCAAAGUGAGACGAGGAAUUGUAACUCUGACAUUCGUGCAUAUUAUAUCAUCGCCGCACGCAAACGACGAUUCGUGCGCCCGUGUUUUUCGAAUAAUUUAUUCGCCCGCUUUUGGGUCUAAUUUUUGACGUCGUAUGUUUGUCCUGUGUAAUUGUCUAACUCGUGCCGAUCAAUUCAUCUUUCGGAUGCAUUCGCGAAGGUCGAAUAUCUAAUCUCUUGCCAGCCUUAACAAGACUGACGUCAGUCUAGGUCGUUAGUGUCGUAAUCCGGUCGCAAACAGGUGCCUCCUAGUGGCUAUUCAUCGUCGUUGUCAUCGGUUCAAUAUUUAUCGGCUGAAUAAAAGUAGACGACAUGUGCGAUAAGUACAAGUUUUUUUUUUAGCAUGUAAAUUAUUUUUUGCAAUUUGAUAUUUAAAUUUUUUUAUAAAGAUGACAAGCAUAAUAUGAAUGUGGGAUCUAUGUGAUUCAUCUGAAAAUUUUAAUCCUGCCGAAGACUUAAAAUCGUCAAAUAUUUAAAGAAACUAUUUUUUAUAUGUGCAAUUCUCAAUGUAGAGAGAAUUGAGAAUUUUAUUUUUCAAAUUAUUAUUAUUUUUAGAAACUGAUUUAUAUUGCUUAAAUUGUUAUUACCAAUUGUGCGUGUUGAUCGAUUCAUGUUUUUAUUAUAAAUUUAUCUCGAUGUUCCUCGAUGAUGACGCCACUAGAAUCUCGGCUGUUUGGACGGGCAAAUUUUAUCCGUCACAACUCAUCAGGAAAUUUAGAUAUAUUCUUGAACAUCGAAGCCAAUUUCGCCAACUUUGUCGGUUAACCACAAUCCAAUUUAUUCUAUUUGCAGCCUUCCAGUCGUAAUCCUAGAAAAAGAUAGAGGUUGAAAAUAUUAAACUAUUAAACACUAAGAUCAAAUUUAUUUAAAUAUUUGGCGAAAUUGGUUGUCAUGGAAAAUCUUUGGAAAACUUUUGAAUUCAGCUCCCGAAAAGCUACAGUCGGAUAUAUUAUUGUAUAUUUAUAUAUAGACAGCUUAUAUAAAACGACAAGGACGACAAAUCUAGCUAAGCGAAAGCGUCUAGUUAGGCGAGAAGGUAAAGAAGGAAAUCGGUUUUUGAUGGUAUCGUCAAUAUUGUUCAUCGCUUUUGUGAGGAUUCGAUCUUAGUGCGGUUAUUUAGUGCGUGAAAAUUAGUGUGUAACAUAUUAAUCAGAGUAGCCAGACGAUACCGUUGCGGAAUUAAAAGAAAAAAAGAAUUACAGUCUUCGAAAAAAAAAAAAAAAAAGAAAUGAUAGAGAAGAAUAAGGUAGGAAAAGGGGAGAAAAAAGUGCACCAAACAAUUUAAUAUCUCUGUGAUAAAAACUCCAUAGUACCAGAGUAUUGAGCGGAGCCGAGCCCACUGCCAGUACAAGCGUAUAUGUGCACAUGCAUGCUAGUGUGAUGCGAAACUAUACAACUACACAUUUUAUAUUACUGUAUACAGUGAUACAUUAUACUAUCACGAUGUGAAAAUUCGUUUGACAGAAAGACAUCUGCCAAGAUCUUUUUGUUUUUUUGUAGUCACAAACUAAUCUCGAAUGACUUUGCAGAAACUUAAUUCUCUAGAAUGUUGAUUUUAUAUUUUACAAAUGUUUUAUGAGUCAUAUUUUCAGAGACUUUGUAUUCCGUAAAAUGACUCUAUUUUUCUAUACUUUUAUUUUAGUCACAAAUUCAUUUAUCACAAAAUUAAUAAUCCUAAACGUUUCCACGAAACAUAAUUGCUACCGAGUUUUUUGUUCUCUUUGACACUGAAUGUAUACGAAUUAAUCUGUCAAAUCGAGUUUUGUCGCAAACGACACACUGAUAGAAUAAUACACAUGUCCGCUCGCGACGCCUGGCUACCAUAACAUGCGUGUACAUAUAUGCGUUCAUUUAAGUUUAUAUAAUAACGAGUAGCGUAACUCUUGUAUCGUGCAUACAUUAUAUUCGCGAUUGCUGCGAAAAUACACCGCGCGGAUCAUUCUCGUUAGUCUCUCGAUGCUUUUAGCGUUGAUAACAGUGCAAUCAUAAUUUUAAGAUCGCCCGAUUUCGAAUUACACCCUUCCACGAAUAUGUAACGCUUUUAUUUUUUAAGAUAAAAUAAUACGAUAUUUGUAUACAACGUGAGAUCGCAACAAUUCUGAAGCUGAAAUUCGGAAGCUAACGCGAUAAGGAAGGGAUAAAAGGGACUUGUUAAUUUAUACGUUUUGGAUUAAUUUAAAAAUUUUUGGAAUUCUAACAUUUAAAGGGAUUUUAAUUGCUCCCUAAUAUAUGGUAAUUGUUAUAGCGAAUGUAAGCCGCGCGGUGUAAUGCGAAUCGAGCGUUAAUUAUAUAUAUUAAGUAUUACAUUAAUGACGAAAAAGAAAAAUAAUAGAGUAAUGACGUCACUAUUGUUAGUAUAUAAUAUCUAUUAUUAAAUAUUAUUUUAUUAUUAUUGCGAUUAUACUAUCAUUAUUAUUAUUAAUUAUCAUUAUUGUCCUUAUUAUUAUUUUAUUAAUAUUAUUAAUUAUUAUUAUUAUUUUUUUACGAUUAUAAAAUCGCACAUGCCAGCGAGACAAAAAAUUAUCCUAUUCCAGCUGGCGUGUAGAACUGACUGCAUAUACAAGUAUAUCAUUUUCGUAAAGAAAAAAACAAAACAUCAUUUCGCUACGCAUUCACUUCAUUGCGUUUGUUAUUAGGAUUAUUCGAGAAUCUUUUCUCGCAAAAUCGAAGAACACGAGAGCAACCUAUUUCGAAGUACAAGCAGGGGCCCUUUCUUAAUUUUAAAACGUUGAUGAAAGUUGUACAAAAAUUUAUUAUUGUUUUUGUAUUUAUAAAAUUUAAUAUAAAUGAAUAAAAAGACACAAUGAGUUUCCAAA
Cataglyphis hispanica is the source of this 6154-nucleotide messenger RNA. RefSeq names its product zinc finger protein 92 homolog (gene Kr-h1). Gene Ontology annotation, cellular component: nucleus. The transcript is spliced from 2 exons. Bases 166 to 1908 code for a protein of 580 amino acids. The record is from RefSeq and is a predicted model, not a curated record. NCBI's taxonomy places the organism in Eukaryota, Metazoa, Arthropoda, Insecta, Hymenoptera, Formicidae.